AUGUCCACUGAUCAUCCCCUGGACGGCCAAGACAGCCAUCUAAUUGAUGUUACUGAUGGAGACUUGCUGAAGGAGGAUGUUUUCAAAGGCUUGCAAUUGUCAUUUCAGAAACCCCCUGAGCAGAAUGAACUUGGACCAGGCAUAGGAAGAGAACAAGACAUAGAAAGGAAUUCAAAGGACUUAUUAGAUACUGGACAUAGAACGUUAUACCACAAAAUAAUGCCAAGUUUGGUCUUCAUGUGUUAUACUUUCCAAGGUCUGCAAGCUGCACUGAAAGAAGUGGGAGUUUCUGAACAAUCCACAAUAACUGUUGGGACUAGAAAACGAGGAGCAGAUCCUAUGAUUGCAUUUUACAAAAUAGACUCUAAGAAAGGUCCCAGUUUUUCUCACAAGAAGUCUCCUCUAUAA
This is a messenger RNA of Chaetura pelagica (chimney swift), 408 nucleotides long. Its product is annotated as endogenous Bornavirus-like nucleoprotein 2. The transcript has a single exon. NCBI's taxonomy places the organism in Eukaryota, Metazoa, Chordata, Aves, Apodiformes, Apodidae. The record is from RefSeq and is a predicted model, not a curated record. The coding region runs from base 1 to 408 and encodes 135 amino acids.